AAGUACUUUUCAAGCACAAGCAAUAGAAGUUCUCUACUGGGAUAUCGCCAUUGGUUUAGUUGCUAGAACAUAAAUGGGAAGGGAGAAUUUUAAUGAACUUGAAGGUAACACUUUGGAAAAUUUUAGUACAUCAUUACAUGAUGAAGAUGAUGAAGAAGCUCUCAAGUGGGCUGCCCUUGAGAGACUUCCCACUUUCGAUCGUGUAAAGAAAGGUUUGCUGCUAGGAUCAAGGGGUCGGACUAGUGAAAUUGAUAUAAAAAACCUUGACUUUCAUGAAAGAAUUAAGACCGUGGAAAGGUUGGUGAAGAAUACUGAAGAAGAGAAUGAAAAGUUCUUGUUGAAGCUCAGGAACCGGAUUGAUAGGGUUGGAAUAAAGCUUCCCACCAUUGAAGUUCGAUUUGAGCAUCUAAAUGUUGAUGCUGAAGCUUAUGUGGGAAGCAGAGGUUUGCCUGCAUUUUUAAGCUAUUAUACUAAUAUGGUGGAGAGCUUCCUCUGCUUCAUCCACGUACUUCCGAGUAGAAAGAAACAAAUCCGCAUUCUUCAAGAUGUUGGUGGAAUUAUAAAGCCUUCCAGAAUGACUUUGCUUUUGGGCCCUCCAAGCUCUGGAAAGACCACACUGCUAUUGGCCUUGGCUGGGAUGCUUGACCAAGAUCUUAGGUCCACCGGCAGGGUUACUUAUAAUGGCUAUGACAAGCGGGAGUUUGUGCCUCAAAAAUCUGCUGCGUAUAUCAGUCAACUUGAUCUCCAUAUACCUGAAAUGACUGUCAGAGAGACCUUGGCUUUCUCUGCAAGAUGCCAGGGUGUUGGAUCACAAUAUGAUAUGUUGAUGGAAUUAUUAAGAAGAGAGAAAGCAUCGAACAUUAAGCCAGAUCCUGAUAUUGAUAUUUUUAUGAAGGCUGCAGCUACAGAAGGCCAAGAGAUGAGCAUUAUUGUGGAUUAUGUAUUGAAGAUUCUAGGUCUAGAAGUCUGUGCAGAUACCUUGGUAGGGGAUGCCAUGUUAAGAGGUAUAUCUGGAGGGCAAAAGAAGCGCCUUACUACAGGUGAAAUGCUGGUUGGACCGGCAAAGGUGCUGUUAAUGGAUGAGAUAUCAACUGGGUUGGACAGCUCCACAACUUUCCAAGUUGUCAAUGCAAUCAAGAGAUAUGUCAACAUUCUUGAUGGAACUGCUCUAAUUUCUCUUUUACAGCCCCCGCCAGAGACUUACGACCUCUUCGAUGACAUUAUCCUCCUCUCUGAUGGACAAAUUGUGUAUCAAGGACCACGUGAAUAUGUCCUUGAAUUUUUCGGAUCCAUGGGCUUUAAAUGUCCUGAAAGGAAAGAAGUGGCCGAUUUCCUGCAAGAAGUGACAUCAAGGAAGGAUCAGGAGCAGUACUGGGCUAAUAAAGACGAGCCUUACCAUUAUGUUACAGCCAAAACAUUUGCAGAGGCAUUCAAGUCAUUUCACAUUGGCUUGAAACUCAUAGUAGAGCUUCAUACCCCAUUCGAUAAGAGCAAGAGUCAUCGAGCUGCUCUGACAUCCAAGAAGUAUGGUGCUCGAAAGAAGGAGCUUGUGAAAGCUUGCUUAUCAAGAGAACUCUUGUUGAUGAAAAGAAAUUCAUUCGUCACCAAAUUCAAGCUCAUGCAGAUCUCAGCACUAGCAUUUGUCUUUAUGACAGUCUUUUUCCGAACUGAGAUGCACCGGGACUCAAUAAGUGAUGGAGGGAUCUUUAUGGGUUCUCUAUGCUUCUUGUUGUAUCUUAUGUUGUUUAAUGGAUUCUCGGAAAUGGGCAUGGUCAUUGCAAAACUUCCAGUUUUCUAUAAGCAAAGGGCUCUUCUCUUUUAUCCUCCAUGGGCUUAUGCUCUGCCCUCGUGGUUCCUUAGGAUUCCCAUUACAGUUAUAGAAGUAGCCGUCUUCGUUGUCCCCAUUUAUUAUGUCACUGGUUAUGAUCCAAAUAUUGGCAGGUUCUUCAGACUGUAUCUUCAACUCCUACUUAUGAAAGUGAUGGCAUCUGCAUUCUUCCGAUUCUUGGGGGCAGUUGGUAGGACUGCGAUUGUUGGGAACACAUUUGGUGCUCUGGCUUUGAUGACUAUUUUGAUUUUUGGUGGAUAUAUGCUCUCACGAGAUAAUGUGAAGAAAUGGUGGAUCUGGCUUUACUGGUUGUCGCCUGCAAUGUAUGGACAAAAUGCACUAGCAGUAAAUGAGUUCCUUGGAAACAGCUGGAAACAUCCCGUUUAUCCAAAUUCAACAAAACCAAUUGGAGUUGCUGUUUUGGAAGCUCGUGGAAUGUUUCCAUUUUCAUAUUGGUAUUGGCUAGGAAUUGGAGCAACAAUUGGAUUCACACUACUAUACAAUUGUCUCUUUACUAUUGCCCUUACUUAUCUCAAACCGAUUGAGAAGCGUGAGUCCUUUAUAUCAGAAGAAACAUUGAAAAGUAGAUGGGUAGAUAAUAUUGGAGCAACAAUUGAGCUUCCUCAUCAAGGGAGAAGAUCUGUUGGUGGGACUGAAUCUGCAGAGAGAGGAAUUGGGAUGAUGAGAAGAGUCUCUUCUGCCAUAACAUUGACAACAACUGGGACCAAUUCGGAGGUACACCAAUCACAACCCAAAAGAAGAGGAAUGAUUCUUCCGUUUGAACUACAUUCUAUCACUUUUGACGAAAUUAGAUACUUCAUCGACAUGCCGCAGGAAAUGAAAGAACAAGGCAUUAAUGAAGACAGAUUGGAGCUGUUAAAGGGUGUGAGUGGCACUUUUAGGCCCGGUGUUCUUACAGCUCUUAUGGGGGUUAGUGGUGCUGGUAAAACCACUUUGAUGGAUGUUCUAGCUGGUAGGAAAACUGGUGGAUACAUUGAGGGUACCAUAACAGUUUCUGGUUACCCAAAGAAGCAAGAAACAUUUGCUCGAAUUUUUGGUUAUUGUGAACAGAAUGACAUUCACUCUCCCUAUGUUACUGUCUUCGAGUCCUUGGUCUACUCAGCAUGGCUUCGGCUACCUCUUGAAGUUGAUUCUGAAACUCGAAAGAUCUUUGUUGAGGAGGUAAUGGAACUUGUGGAACUGUCCUCAUUGAGGGAAGCACUUGUUGGGUUGCCAGGUGUGAAUGGCCUGUCACUGGAGCAGCGCAAGAGAUUGACUGUUGCCGUUGAGCUUAUGUCAAACCCCUCCAUAAUUUUCAUGGAUGAGCCAACCUCAGGACUUGAUGCAAGAGCCGCAGCCAUUGUGAUGAGAACAGUUAGAAAUACUGUUGACACUGGAAGAACAGUAGUGUGUACAAUCCAUCAGCCAAGCAUUGACAUCUUUGAAUCUUUUGAUGAGCUAUAUCUAAUGACACGAGGAGGACAAGAAAUAUAUGUUGGGCCAUUGGGUCAGCACUCUUGCCACCUAAUUACGUAUUUUGAGGGUAUAGAAGGAGUAGGAAAAAUCAAGGAUGGUUAUAAUCCAGCAACAUGGGCUUUAGAGGUUGCAACUUCUGUCCAAGCCGCACUUGGAAUAAAUUUCAAUGAUGUUUACCGUAAUUCAGAACUAUACAGGAGAAAUAAAGCUCUCAUUAAAGAGCUAAGCACCCCCUCUCCAGGAUCGAAGGACCUGUAUUUUGUUACAAAAUACUCACAGCCAUUCUUCAUCCAAUUCAAAGCUUGCUUAUGGAAACAGCAUUGUUCAUAUUGGCGCAACACAUCAUACACUGCUUUUAGACUUUUCUUUACAGCAUUUGCAGCUUUGAUAUUUGGAAGUAUGUUUUGGGACCUCGGCUCCAAAUGGAAGAGGCAACAAGAUUUAUUUAAUGCAAUGGGUGCUAUGUACACUUCUGUUAUCUUCAUUGGUGUUAACAACACCUUUUCAGUGAUGCCAAUAAUUGCUGUGGAACGAACAGUCUUUUAUAGAGAAAGGGCCGCUAGAAUGUAUUCAGCCAUGGCAUAUACCCUUGCACAGGCUAUGAUUGAGCUCCCUUAUCUUUUUGUACAAGCAGUGGUGUUUGGUGUUAUCAUUUAUGCAAUGAUUGGAUUUCAGUGGAAUGCUGCUAAGUUCUUCUGGUAUAUGUUCAUCAUGUAUUUUAACUUGUCGGGCUACACCUUUUAUGGUAUGAUGGUCGUGGCAUUGACACCAAACUUGCAAGUUGCAUAUAUAGUUUCCACUGCAGUCUAUGGACUAUGGAGCCUGUUUGCAGGAUUUUUGAUUCCAAGACCUAGAAUUCCAGUGUGGUGGAGAUGGUAUUAUUGGGCAUGUCCACUUGCUUGGACCUUAUAUGGAUUGAUUACCUCACAAUUCGGAGAUGUGAAGGACACGCUUGACACAAAUGAAACAGUGCAAAGUUUUAUCAGAAGUUAUUAUGGUUUCAGACAUGAUUUCCUUGGGGUUGUUGCUGCUGUAAUGGUUGCAUUCCCAGCAUUCUAUGCUCUCACCUUUGCUUUUUCAAUAAAGGUGCUUAAUUUCCAGAAGAGGUGACAAGAUUGUUGCGUACAAAUAAUGUAAAAUUUACAUGUCUGAUCACAUGUAUUACUUUAAUAGAUGGGGUCUUUCUGCUGUGAAAAAU
Theobroma cacao (cacao) is the source of this 4502-nucleotide messenger RNA. Its product is annotated as pleiotropic drug resistance protein 1-like. The record is from RefSeq and is a predicted model, not a curated record. Gene Ontology annotation, molecular function: ATP hydrolysis activity; ATP binding; ABC-type transporter activity. Lineage: Eukaryota; Viridiplantae; Streptophyta; Magnoliopsida; Malvales; Malvaceae. Gene Ontology annotation, cellular component: membrane.